AUGGCUGGUAGGGGGAAAACCCUAGGAUCUGGAGCCUCAAAGAAGGCUACUUCAAGGAGUAGUAAGGCUGGUUUGCAGUUUCCCGUCGGUCGUAUUGCUAGGUUCUUGAAGGCCGGCAAGUAUGCUGAGCGUGUUGGUGCCGGCGCUCCUGUCUACCUCGCCGCUGUUCUUGAAUAUCUUGCUGCUGAGGUGCUUGAGUUGGCUGGAAAUGCCGCAAGAGACAAUAAGAAGACUCGUAUUGUGCCACGCCACAUCCAGUUAGCAGUGAGGAACGAUGAGGAACUGAGCAAGCUUCUUGGUGAUGUUACAAUUGCUAAUGGAGGUGUCAUGCCUAACAUCCACAACCUUCUCCUACCAAAGAAGGCCGGUGGCUCCUCUAAGGCCUCUGCUGACGAUGACAUGGGAAGGCAGAAAGGUGAUUUGGGUAAUUGCUCACCAGGAAUGGACUGCGAUUCUAUCUCUGGGAAGAGCUCUGCCAUGAUUAGAGUAAUUGCUGUAGACUCUGGAGUGGUUAGGCAUAUGUAG
Dovyalis caffra is the source of this 525-nucleotide messenger RNA. NCBI's taxonomy places the organism in Eukaryota, Viridiplantae, Streptophyta, Magnoliopsida, Malpighiales, Salicaceae. The record is from the annotation of a GenBank genome assembly.